UAACCCAUACAAGCGGAAAUUUGGGCCAAAGGGCAAUGUACAUUUGGAUGGCUAACGUUAGUUAGCUAUUUCUAGGGCUAAUUUGUACGCUAACGUCGGUACAUUUAAAACAUUAUCACUGUCGAUACGUUUUGGUAGCAGAAUGUCAGAAGGGGACAGUGUUGGGGAGUCAAUCCAUGGGAAACCAUCUGUAGUCGCUGCCUUUUUCACACGGAUUGGACAGGUCUAUCAGUCAUGGCUAGACAAGUCAACGCCAUUCUAUGCAGUGCGAUGGGCAGCCACUCUACUACUUACUGCUGUCUACAUGAUCAGAGUGUACAUACUACAGGGUUGGUAUAUAGUAACAUAUGCUUUGGGAAUCUACCAUCUCAACCUGUUCAUUGCUUUUCUAUCGCCGAAAGUGGACCCCUCACUGCUUGACGAAGACGAGGGCCCAUCCCUUCCUACCAAGCAGAACGAAGAGUUCCGCCCUUUCAUCAGGAGGUUGCCUGAAUUCAAAUUCUGGCAUUCAGCGACAAAAGGCAUCGUCAUCGCCAUGAUUUGCACAUUUUUUGAAGCCUUCAAUGUGCCAGUGUUCUGGCCUAUACUUGUAAUGUACUUCAUCAUGCUCUUCUGCAUCACCAUGAAGCGGCAGAUCAAGCAUAUGAUCAAGUACAGAUACCUACCCUUCACACAUGGGAAGAGGACAUACAAAGGCAAGGAAGACAACACAGGGAAAACUUUUGCUAGUUAAAAUCUCCCCAUUACCCUUCCCCACCUUCCCAUUUUAAAUUUAUUGAUCACAGCUAGUGGGAAUGACAAGGGUUAGAGAUUUUUUUUUUUUUUGUAAGCGGGACAGUAACAUUAUUAUAAGAUUACAUGAAAAAAAAGAGUUUGAUCCAUGGUUCAGUGUUGGAUGAGGAUAUGAGCAGCAUGGAUCAAAUUAGUCUUUGUCUAUUAAGCGGUAGGAUUUUUUUCUUGAGGACCCCGAUCCUCAUUUUAGGAUUGGUCUGCAUUUAUUCAGUAGUAGGUGAGACUCUGCCUUUUGCCUUUUUAACCCCAUGGGGUAAGUAUAAAGUCACCAAGAAGGAUCCACACUGAAAAAAAGUUGCAGUGAAAUUUGUGGAUUUUUUUUUCUUUUUUCAUUUCUUUGUUAAUUAUAAUUUUUUUCGAUGAUGGUGAUUCCAGUACAUCUCCUUCUCUCAAGCGAAAUAAAUCUGCCAACUUUUGAUCAAUAUAUUGGUACCUACUUAUUUGUAACGAGUUAAAUAUUGAAAGUCAGUAGUGUUAAAAAAAAAAAAAAAGAUUAGAUGUGUGAGAUGAAAUUUGAAAGUCUUCAAGAUGAAUCAAUUCAUCUUUUGUGAUAAAAGUGUGCAACUGCCCUGGCUCAUAAGUGUCUUAGACAGUUGUCAUCUGUACCAAAUGCAGACACUUUGGAGAAAUUAGUCACAUUUCACUUGAAUAUGCAUUCAUGACAGACAGAAAAACACAAAGCAUAAUUGUUGUUCUGAAAUGAUUACACUCGGCACACUUAAUUUUUGAUUGAUGUUUAUCUUGAAUUGGCAACUAAUUCAAUGCUUAGUAUUACCUGAUUUUGACUUGCAUAGCCCAGCAUCAAUAUGGAUGAUUAACAGUGACUUGACUUAAAUCUUGAGCCACCCACAACAUUGAAUGCAUAAUUUGAAGCGAGUGUCACUAAUCCCAACCCAUUUAGUCUCCUGUAGUCUACCUUUCAGUUCUUUUUACUUUUGCGCCUUUUGUAGAAUUCAACAGAUUGGAUAUUGUGUUGUUGAGCACCCCUAUAAACCAGAUAAUUUUGCAUUAUUUUAGGGGCUGUUUAGCUUGAAAUGGCAAGUCAAGAACUGUGUUUUUGUCAGAUUUUUACACCAUUGUUUCCUUAAUAUUCAAAAUAUACUUUGUCUUUAAAGUGUAAAACCAGUAUUCAAGUCCAAUUCCUAACAAGGUCUAAUCUGAGAUACUAGUUUAGCAGUUACAUGAUUAUCCUGACGACCUUUUCACUUUGAAACAUUUAGUCAUCUGUGUUUCAAAGCCUGGGGUCCAUUCGAUUCAUGUAGACUAGCCUUUGUAGUACUUUAUAAUCUGUGUUUCUUUGAAAAACAUUAUGGUAAAUAUAGUCAUUCCAAGCAAACUUUUGUUCUCUUUCUUUUUCAGAGGAAACAUAAGAAAAGAGAGCUUGAGAGCUUUUAUUAAAACAAAUGGAUGAAGUGGGUGGCGAUCACACUUUCUUUUCUCUAAAUCUGUUGAUUUUUUUUCUCUCCAUUUUUAUCAGACUGCUGGAGAUUAUCUGUCAUUAUUAAACUUUGAUCAGCACUGUAGUAAGGGAUCAAUACAUUUACCUGUAAAAAGUUUGUGUUUCAAAAGGGUUGUCUGGAGGAUUUGUAUAUAUAUAUAUAUAUUUUAAAAUAUGAAAUUUUCUUUUGAGAUUAUUUUUAUUUUUGUUUUUUCUUCCAACCACCAUAUUGUUUCCAAGUGUGUAAAUCCAUUUCAGUUGAAAUUGAUAAAAGCAGAACUGGUUAAUUGGGUUCUUGAUUUGAUGAAUUAAAUAUGUUUCUCAUGGAUUGCAUGUUAUUGUUUUCUUGUGCUACAGUUAUAAACAAAAACUUGAUUUUAAUAACUUAAAUGUAAUUUUUUCACUCCAAAUGCUAUUAAAGAGGCUGUGUCCCUUCAAACAGUA
Molecule: messenger RNA, 2674 nt
Organism: Centropristis striata (black sea bass)
Lineage: Eukaryota; Metazoa; Chordata; Actinopteri; Perciformes; Serranidae
Gene: rer1
Product: retention in endoplasmic reticulum sorting receptor 1
Exons: 7
Coding region: 143-733 (196 amino acids)
Biological process (GO): protein retention in ER lumen; retrograde vesicle-mediated transport, Golgi to endoplasmic reticulum
Cellular component (GO): Golgi membrane
Source: RefSeq, a predicted model, not a curated record